UUCUCUCAAGAUGCAGAAUAUACUAUUCCACAAACCAUAUAAUAUACACAAGCUUUAGAUCGUCAUUUACUUUUGCUCUAAUCAGUUCUGCUAGGCUAAACUUUCGAACAGAAAAUGGGUGUAUUCCCUGGAUUUGGUAGCUGGAUCAAUCAGAACAGUCAACAGCCUCUUAAGGCCGAGUCCAAGAGAUCUGAAAAUGGCGAAUCUAAGUCGGCGUCAGAGAAAGACACUAAUAAUGCUCCUGCUAAGAAGAAGGAGGAGGUGGUAUAUUAUGAUGAAAAAGAGGACACGAGACAAGAAGGACUUUGGCAUGAAGCAGAGAAGAAGCAUCCAUGGCAUAAUCCACCUCCCAAGAUCAAGGUGACAAAUAAGAAGGGUCUUUACCAUAUGAACAUAGAAUUGACCGUGGGAACGACUCCUAAUAUUGUCUACUACGUGUUGACUGAAAGCAAUCCGUUUUUCGAUAGGAAGAAGUGGCGCCACCUAAUGAAAAACACAUCAAGAAAGGUUUUGAAGGAGAAUGGUCCGAGGCGGAUCGUCAUGGUAGAGAAAGCUGUGGCUUAUGACUUCCUUUCGCUGACGACUAUAUCUAUCCCGAUACACCUUACUAUGGAAGAAAACAGAAAAGAUCUUACGACAAAAUAUAAGAAAGAGAAAGUAUUGUUCAUGAAAGAGUUCCACGGCAACUAUAAAGUGGAGCCUAUAUAUGUAGAUCAAGAACGGUUGUGCAAAAAGAGGCUACCAAAGAGUCCAGAAGAAUAUAAAAAAUGUAGCGGUGGCCAAGGAAGGAUUGGGUCAAAAUUAACAAUAAACCAUUACUUCCAACCAUAUCCUCCAUUUAGUCUACCUCCGCUUUCUUGGUUCAUCCGUGGGAUCACCAUCAAAACCUCCAAAAAAUUGCUCAACUUGCUUCAGGACAUGGCUUUUUCUUUACGACAAGCAGGGCCACCCUCAGAAUAAGCCAUCAAAGCGAGAGGAAACGAUGUUGUUGAACUACAUAAUUUUUAGAAAAUCAGAAGAUUAUUAGUAAACAUAUAUACAAAAACUGUUUAUCGCGUAUGAUUAUUUUGGUAUCGACUACCGCAGCUGAAAAUUGUUUUUUUUUUAUAAGUUGAAACUACUAAAAGUUAUUUGUGUUUUUAACAUAUCAUAAGAAAGAUUAGAUGGACUGGAUUUGUUAUCAAUUGAUGGUUCAAAUAUUUAAUUGCACUCGAAUGAUCAUGCAAGAAAAAGAAUACAAAAAAACUAUAUUUUACUGUUUUAAAUUUAGAUUUUUUUGUAAACAGUUGAUGAGAUUCGAUAAUUUUAUGAAAAAUUAUUUUUUUUUCUAUUUUUAUUGUUAAUAAUUUUAUAUAAAUAUAUAUAUAACAACAGUUUUUAAAUUGGUUUAGCCGUUUAAGCAAUGUAAAAUGUUAGACGAUACUUACGAAGGGCUACGCAAUAUACCUAGGGAAGACAUAAAGACACAAACAUGGAAAACACUAGCUUUUGUUCAAGGAACAUACGCAAAUACAUGUUUGAAAAACGAUAUAUUCUUAUACAAAUAUAAGAAUACAAACAAUGUAGUGGUAAUACUGGAGGAAACAAUUGAAAGAACAAAUACAUGAUUAAUUUAAAAGGCCCACCAAAGAAUUAUCAACAUUAUUUAGAGCAUGAUUAUCGGGAUUGCUUAACUGGGUUGCUUAAAUUAAUUUUGAUUUAAAAAAAAAAUUGCAUUUUAAAUGAAGCAGCUUUGCUUAAUUAGGAAGAAGUAGAAGAACCAGCGCUUAUGAAACACGCGUCAGACACAGAAAUAUCCUCCUCUCUCUCAUCUCUAUCUCUCUCCCGUGAAAUCAGAUGGCUUUGAUUCCAAAACGUGUGAUUGAUCUCGAACGGGAGAUUUGAUCUGAUACACUCCAUGUUUAGAACAACAAGGAGUCUUUUGGAAUCACUCCAACAUCUUCACUUGUAAUCUCCUCGUGAAAGCUUUGUGUAAGAAGAACGAUGUGGAGAGUGCCUACAAGAUGCUCGACGAAAUUCCCGAGAUGGGUCUGGUGCCAAAUCUGGUGACGUACACGACUAUUCUUCUUUAAGGUUGUAGCUUUGUUGGUUCUUGUUUUCUUUAAGGUUGUAGUUUGUACUUAUCUUCUUGGUUUUAAAAGGAAUGUUAUAUGUUCUUGUUAUGGUUCUGCGCAUAUGCCUGUGUCUUAUGCUUAUUUCUUUUGGGAUCAAUUAUGCUUGUGUCUAUGUCUAUUCUGUAUCUUCUUCUUAUGUUUAUAUAAUAUUCACUCUCCACUUGUAGCAACA
Brassica napus (rape) is the source of this 2286-nucleotide messenger RNA. RefSeq lists its product as uncharacterized. The record is from RefSeq and is a predicted model, not a curated record. Lineage: Eukaryota; Viridiplantae; Streptophyta; Magnoliopsida; Brassicales; Brassicaceae. The coding region runs from base 115 to 960 and encodes 281 amino acids. The transcript is spliced from 5 exons.